AUGUUUAUUGGUAGACGUAGCCAAAGAUAUGAGCAACACGACGCAGUUUCUUCAAGCUACGUAUGUGUUCAUGGAGAUGAAGAAAUGAAGGAUCGACAAGAUGUUAACAAUGGUGGAUAUGAGGAAGAGGAGGAGGGGAGGAAGUUGAUGACGACGAAGAGAAGGGUGAUGAAGAUGAUGACAAUCUUAACAGAAAGAUCCCACAUAAAGGUGGUCAAAGGAGAGUUAUCUGGCGGCGGAGCUCAGUCUUCUGAUAGGGACACUGGUCUCUUAGACCACCUCCUGAAACAACUAGCUAACAAGGUGGUGCCAGGUGGCGAUUUAAGGUUUCGAAGGUCACACAACGCUGUCGGAGCAAUGGAACAUUGGCUUCAAAGUGCUGAUCUUCUUAAAAUUAGGAAAGACGCCGGAGUUAAUUAG
Molecule: messenger RNA, 420 nt
Organism: Lactuca virosa
Lineage: Eukaryota; Viridiplantae; Streptophyta; Magnoliopsida; Asterales; Asteraceae
Source: the annotation of a GenBank genome assembly